Messenger RNA from Daphnia magna, 1576 nucleotides. RefSeq lists its product as uncharacterized. Lineage: Eukaryota; Metazoa; Arthropoda; Branchiopoda; Diplostraca; Daphniidae. The transcript has 9 exons. Gene Ontology annotation, molecular function: heme binding; oxygen binding. Gene Ontology annotation, biological process: oxygen transport. The record is from RefSeq and is a predicted model, not a curated record. Gene Ontology annotation, cellular component: extracellular region; hemoglobin complex. Bases 97 to 1404 code for a protein of 435 amino acids.
UUUUUCACGUCUAGUUGAGUAUAAAAAUGAAAGCAAAUCUAUGGAAGAGCAUCAGUUAGCUGUCUGCUACUUCCAGAGCUAAAUCCACUCGCAACAAUGGCUUCUUUCAAGAUUGCCCUUCUCUUCGGUGUCGUCGCCUUCGUCAGCGCUUGCUCUCAAGCGCCCGGAACCACCACCACCACCGUGACUACUACCGUCACCACCGUCUCAGCCGAUGAUGGCGGCGAAGCCGGCCUUCUGAGCGCUCACGAGCGCAGCCUCAUCCGCAAGACUUGGGACCAGGCCAAGAAGGACGGAGAUGUCGCUCCCCAGGUCCUCUUCCGCUGUCUGCUAUUCCCAGAGCUAAACCAACCCGCAACAAUGGCUUCUUUCAAGAUUGCCCUUCUCCUCGGCGUCAUCGCCUUCGUCAACGCUUGCUCCCAAGCGCCCGGAACUACCACCACCACUGUGACUACCACUGUCACCACCGUCUCUGCCGAUGAUGGCAGCGAAGCCGGCAUUCUGAGCGCUCACGAGCGCAGCCUCAUCCGCAAGACAUGGGAACAGGCCAGGAAGGACGGAGAUGUCGCUCCCCAGAUUCUCUUCCGCUUCGUCAAGGCCCACCCCGAGUACCAGAAGAUGUUCAAGUCCUUCGCUGAUGUUCCCCAAGCCGAGCUUUUGGGCAACGGAAACUUCUUGGCCCAGGCCUACACCAUCUUGGCCGGUUUGAACGUCGUCAUCCAGUCCCUGUCCAGCCAAGAGCUGAUGGCCAACCAAUUGAACGCCCUCGGUGGUGCCCAUAAACCCCGUGGAGCUACCCCCGUCAUGUUCGAGCAAUUCGGUGGCAUCCUCGAGGAAGUCCUGGCUGAAGAGCUUGGAAGCGGAUUCACUGCUGAGGCCAGACAAGCCUGGAAGAACGGAAUUGCCGCUUUGGUUGCUGGCAUCGCCAAGAACCUCAAGAAAGCUGAAGAUUUGGCUGAUCCCCAAACUAAACUGACCCCCCACCAGAUCCAAGAUGUCCAGAGGAGCUGGGAAAACGUCAGGAACGGCCGUAACGCUCUCAUUUCCUCCAUCUUCGUCAAGCUCUUCAAGGAAACCCCCCGCAUCCAGAAACACUUUGCCAAAUUCGGCAGUGCCGCUGUUGACUCUUUGCCCGGUAAUGCCGAAUACGAGAAACAAGUAGCCCUCGUUGCUGACCGUCUGGACACCAUCAUCUCAGCUAUGGACGACAAACUGCAGCUUUUGGGUAACAUCAACUACAUGAGGUACACCCACAUUGAACGUGGAAUUCAACGCGGAACGUGGGAGGACUUUGGCCGCCUGCUUCUCGAAUCCCUGGCUGCUAGCGGCGUCUCCUCCGAUGAUGUGGACUCAUGGAAGGGCGUUUUGGCCGUUUUCGUCAACGGAGUUUCACCACGCAACUAAAGAAUGUUUAACCACUCUACAAAUUUCACAUUUUAGCAAUGAUAGGCGAAGGGAAAUUAUUCCGAUCAAUUAUUAUUUGCUGAUAAUGUUUUGUUUUGUUCUCCAAAUAACAAUCAUCGAUGGAGAGAAAAAAAAAAAAAAAUGAAAAUACAUUUUUUUCUUAACUCUUAAA